Messenger RNA from Oryctolagus cuniculus (rabbit), 1929 nucleotides. RefSeq names its product chaperonin containing TCP1 subunit 2 (gene CCT2). Gene Ontology annotation, biological process: protein folding. Gene Ontology annotation, cellular component: cytosol; chaperonin-containing T-complex. The record is from RefSeq and is marked provisional. Lineage: Eukaryota; Metazoa; Chordata; Mammalia; Lagomorpha; Leporidae. Gene Ontology annotation, molecular function: ATP binding; ATP-dependent protein folding chaperone; ATP hydrolysis activity.
GCGUCACUUCCGGCUUCUCUUCGCUGCUGGCUCCGGGCGCGGGCUGUGAGGGAAUCGCUCGUGUCCCGAGUUCCUCGGAACCAUGGCGUCCCUUUCCCUUGCGCCUGUUAACAUCUUCAAAGCUGGAGCUGAUGAAGAAAGAGCAGAGACAGCUCGUCUGUCGUCUUUCAUUGGUGCCAUCGCUAUUGGAGACUUGGUAAAGAGCACCUUGGGACCCAAGGGCAUGGACAAAAUUCUUCUAAGCAGUGGACGAGAAGCCUCUCUUAUGGUAACUAAUGACGGUGCCACUAUUCUGAAAAACAUUGGUGUUGACAAUCCAGCUGCUAAAGUUUUAGUUGAUAUGUCUAGGGUUCAAGAUGAUGAAGUUGGUGAUGGCACCACCUCUGUUACUGUUUUAGCUGCAGAAUUACUAAGGGAAGCAGAAACUUUAAUUGCAAAAAAGAUCCAUCCACAGACCAUCAUUGCUGGAUGGAGAGAAGCCACAAAGGCUGCGAGAGAGGCUCUGUUGAGUUCUGCAGUUGAUCAUGGUUCUGAUGAAGUUAAGUUCCGUCAGGAUUUAAUGAAUAUUGCAGGAACAACAUUAUCCUCAAAACUGCUUACUCAUCACAAAGAUCACUUUACUAAGUUAGCUGUGGAAGCUGUUCUCAGACUGAAGGGCUCUGGUAAUCUGGAGGCAAUUCACAUCAUCAAGAAGCUUGGAGGAAGUUUGGCCGAUUCCUAUUUAGAUGAAGGCUUUCUGUUGGAUAAAAAAAUUGGAGUAAAUCAGCCAAAGCGAAUUGAAAAUGCUAAAAUUCUUAUUGCAAAUACUGGAAUGGAUACAGACAAAAUAAAGAUAUUUGGUUCCCGAGUAAGGGUUGAUUCUACAGCAAAAGUUGCAGAAAUAGAACAUGCAGAAAAGGAAAAAAUGAAGGAGAAAGUUGAACGUAUUCUUAAGCAUGGGAUAAAUUGCUUUAUUAACAGGCAAUUAAUUUAUAAUUAUCCUGAACAGCUCUUUGGUGCUGCUGGUGUCAUGGCAAUUGAGCAUGCAGAUUUUGCAGGGGUGGAACGCCUAGCUCUUGUUACAGGUGGUGAAAUUGCCUCUACAUUUGAUCACCCAGAGCUGGUGAAGCUUGGAAGUUGCAAACUUAUUGAGGAAGUCAUGAUUGGAGAAGACAAACUCAUUCACUUUUCUGGAGUUGCCCUUGGUGAGGCCUGCACUAUUGUUUUGCGUGGUGCUACUCAGCAAAUUUUAGAUGAAGCAGAAAGAUCGUUGCAUGAUGCUCUUUGUGUUCUUGCCCAAACUGUCAAGGAUUCUAGAACAGUUUAUGGAGGAGGCUGCUCUGAGAUGCUGAUGGCUCAUGCUGUGACACAGCUUGCCAAUAGGACACCAGGCAAAGAAGCUGUUGCAAUGGAGUCUUAUGCUAAAGCGCUAAGAAUGUUGCCGACCAUCAUAGCUGACAAUGCAGGCUAUGACAGUGCAGAUCUGGUUGCACAGCUCCGAGCUGCUCACAGUGAAGGCAAUGUAACUGCUGGACUGGAUAUGAAAGAAGGUACUAUUGGGGAUAUGGCAGUACUGGGUAUAACAGAAAGUUUCCAAGUGAAGCGACAAGUUCUGUUGAGUGCAGCUGAAGCAGCAGAGGUGAUUCUACGUGUGGACAACAUCAUCAAAGCAGCACCAAGGAAACGUGUUCCUGAUCACCAUCCUUGUUAAGCAUUCCCAUAUGUAUGCUCUUGAUCUCUGGACCAGUUAUAGCAGAGUUGUAUUUGAAAAGACUUCAACCUCGUUAAGAAGACUGUGGAGUUCAUGUUUAUCUGUGCCCAUUAUGUCCUUCAGUUUGGACAUUUAGCUGACCUUUUAUUUUAACAUGGGUCUAAUUUAUUUUGUUUGAUUUUUCCAUACAGUUCAGUUGAAUUAAAAGUUCAUUUCUCUUCCAGUGCAUUUAAAUAAAA